Rhinocladiella mackenziei CBS 650.93 is the source of this 1080-nucleotide messenger RNA. Its product is annotated as 26S proteasome regulatory subunit rpn-8. Gene Ontology annotation, cellular component: proteasome complex; proteasome regulatory particle. The record is from RefSeq and is a predicted model, not a curated record. The transcript has 2 exons. Gene Ontology annotation, molecular function: metallopeptidase activity; protein binding. Bases 1 to 1080 code for a protein of 359 amino acids. Gene Ontology annotation, biological process: proteasome-mediated ubiquitin-dependent protein catabolic process. Lineage: Eukaryota; Fungi; Ascomycota; Eurotiomycetes; Chaetothyriales; Herpotrichiellaceae.
AUGCCUGCCACAACAGCGGAGACACUCUCUCUCGUGAGCAGGCAAGUGUCAGUCGCCCCUUUGGUUCUUCUCUCAGCUGCCGAUCAUUACGGUCGAUCGGCCAAGGGCACUCGGAAGCGAGUAGUUGGCGUUCUUUUGGGUCAAAAUGAUGGUAAAAACGUUCGAGUAUCGAACAGCUUCGCGGUACCGUUUGAGGAAGAUGAAAAAGAUCCAUCCGUGUGGUUUCUCGAUCACAACUACGUCGAAUCCAUGCGAGAAAUGUUCAAGAAGGUCAAUGCCCGUGAGAAACUCAUCGGCUGGUACCAUUCGGGCCCCAAGCUACGAGCAUCAGAUUUGGAGAUCAACGAACUGUUCAAAAAAUACACCCCGAACCCUCUCCUCGUCAUCAUCGAUGUCCAACCAAAAGAGGUGGGAGUUCCGACCGAUGCAUACUUUGCAAUCGAGGAGAUCAAGGAUGACGGCACCACUACAACGAAGACCUUUGUGCAUACUCCUUCGAUUAUUGAAGCCGAAGAAGCAGAAGAAAUCGGGGUGGAGCAUCUUCUCCGAGAUAUUCGUGAUGUUGCGGUCGGCACACUUUCGUCCAGGAUCACACAACAAUUACAGUCGCUACAAGGCCUUCACUUGCGAUUGCGAGAUAUCGGCGCAUACUUGCAAAAGGUCCUCGACGGCGAAUUACCCAUCAAUCAUGCCAUCCUCGGAAAUCUGCAAGACAUCUUCAACUUGCUACCGAACCUAACUACCCCUCCAGCCUCCCGACCCAACGGCAAGAACCAAAUCGAAAACAGCGAGUUAGCGCGCGCCAUGAGCAUAAAGACCAAUGAUCAACUUAUGACGAUAUACCUCAGUUCCCUUGUCAGAGCAAUCACCGCAUUCCAUGAUCUCAUUGAUAACAAGAAUCAAAAUCGACAACAACAGGAGGAAAAGGAUGCCAAAAAGGAUGAGGCGGAGAAGAAAGAAGGCGAAAAGGAGAAAGAUAAGGACGAAAGGAAGGCUGGCGCGAACGGAACAGUGAACGGUGACAAGAAGGAAGCCGAGGAGGCAGGAAAUGGAAAAGGAAAGGGGAAGAAGAAAAGCUAG